AUGGAGAUCGUUUACGUUUACACGAAGCUCCGCCGGGAUUUGGGCCGUCCGUGUUUGUUUUCGGAUCGAUGUGAAAUGAUCGAUGUGGAUAUUCACCCGGACCCGGAACUUUCCCAACAGUUCAUUCACAAAACCCACCGAGAUCAAGCCCUGCAGACCGGGCCCGAAAUGUCCGAACACCAGGUAAACACGGGAGGAUUUGAGGUUAAAAGCUGUGGGAUGAAUCAUGUGGAGGGCGGAUGGCCUAAAGACAUUGACCCCGAGAAGGUGGAGCAGACCAUUCGCUUCAGGAAGAAGGUGGAAAAGGAUGAGGGGUACGCGACCAGCAUCCGCCAGCUGAGCAGUGCGAUGGAGCACUGCAUUGGGCAGAACAAUGCCAUAGAUAUCUACCAGGAAUAUUCAGAAGAUGAGGAAGAGGUGGUGGAAACUCAGGAGUUGCCAUAUGCCAAAACCAUUAAUGUGUUCAGAGAUCCUAAUGAGGUGAAACGCACCGUCACCAGUCUGUCCUGGCAUCCUGACGGAGAGAGGAAACUUGCUGCGGCCUAUUCAUGCCUUGAAUUUCAAAAAUGGUCCAAAGACAUGAGCCUGGACUCCUACAUCUGGGAUGUUGUGAAGCCAAACUGUCCAGAGAUGUCUCUUAAGCCGACGAGUCCAAUUAUUUGUCUGGAGUACAACCCAAAAGACUCCCACUUUCUUGUGGGAGGCUGCUACAAUGGACAAAUUGUUUACUGGGACACGCGGAGAGGCAGCCAGCCUGUGGAGAGUUCCUCUGUGGAAUGUGGUCACAGAGAUCCGGUGUACAAGGUGAUCUGGCUGCAGUCCAAGACCGGCACCGAUGCCUUCUCUGCCUCCACCGGUGGACAGGUUCUGUGGUGGGAUGUCCGCAAGCUGAGCGAGCCCACGGAGCGUCUGGUUCUGGACCUGAGCCGAGAGGGGAAUAUUGACCGGGCUGUAGGAGCCGUUUCUCUGGAGUUUGAGACAACCAUGCCCACUAAGUUCAUGGUGGGAACCGAACAGGGCGUGGUCGUGUCCUGCAACAGGAAGGCAAAGACUCCAGCUGAAAAGAUUGUUUGCACAUAUGAUGGACACCACGGACCCAUCUAUGCCCUUCAGAGGAAUCCAUUCUUCCCCAAAAACUUCCUCACCAUCGGAGACUGGACGGCUCGUAUUUGGUCCGAGGAAAUCAAGGAGUCAUCCAUCAUGUCAACCAAGUACCAAAUGUCGUACCUCAUGGACGCCUGCUGGAGUCCAGUUAGACCCUCUGUUUUCUUCACCGUGAAGAUGGAUGGCGUCCUGGAUGUCUGGGACAUCCUAUUCAAACAGAAUGAGCCCAAACUGAGUGUCAAGGUGUGCGACAAAGCUUUGUACAGCGUCCGUGUUCAGGAUAACGGGCGUCUGUUGGGAUGCGGCUCUCAGCAGGGAGACACCACGCUGCUGGAGAUCAGCUCUGGACUCUCAACCUUGCAGAAGAAUGAGAAGUCUCUGCUGGCUGGUAUGUUUGAACGAGAGACAAAAAGGGAGAAGAUCCUGGAGGCCCGGCAGAGGGAGAUGCGCCUGAAGGAGAGGUGUCGCUCAGAACAGAGCAGAUCAGAGGAGACGGGGCGGGAGGAGGGAGAGGAAGACGUGGAGCAGCUCCUGUCCAGGGCUGAGAGUGACUUCUACACCAUGGUGGAGAUGGAGUUACAGAGGAGAGAGGAGAGGAAGGAGAAACUGCAGGAAAAAGACAUCUGUGAAGAAAAGGAAAUGGAUGGGGAAGCUGAAAUUCUGGAUUAGUUUUCACAUCUUUCAGAGUUGAGCACAUUUCAAAUGGAUCUAGCUCUUUGUUGUUAAUAAAAAAAAGAUUCAUAAGUAAAAUUGAGGGAUUGAUUGGGAAUAGUUUAAGGUAUUACAUUAAAUAUAGUAUUCAUGAACUCUUCUGAAAAUUAUAUGUGUGUUCAGUGUUAAUAGGUUGAA
Messenger RNA from Cololabis saira (Pacific saury), 1953 nucleotides. RefSeq names its product dynein axonemal intermediate chain 2-like. Gene Ontology annotation, biological process: cilium movement; outer dynein arm assembly. The record is from RefSeq and is a predicted model, not a curated record. Lineage: Eukaryota; Metazoa; Chordata; Actinopteri; Beloniformes; Belonidae. Gene Ontology annotation, molecular function: dynein light chain binding; dynein heavy chain binding. Gene Ontology annotation, cellular component: outer dynein arm. Bases 1 to 1773 code for a protein of 590 amino acids. The transcript has 12 exons.